UUAGCACUUUCUCAGUCUUUGGAUCUGGACUUUGGAUCCUUUCCUGUACCACCAUUUCUUUCCUUAUCUUCAGAUAUUCCGCUAUCCACUAUGUUCCCAUCUACUUUACCUCUCUAUGUUUACUCUCGCCGUCCUCGCCCAUCGACUGAAGUGGCCGUACCGUCUUCCUUACAGUCUUCUGAUCCUGGUACAUCAGCGAUACCACCCCUCAAGGGUUCUUACACUUGUUUAUCAACCUUUCGCACUUGGGACACUUGCAGUACUGACUUACUAUGAGGCAAAAAUCAAUACCAGAAGACGCAAUCUGUUUGGAUAUACCCUUUUCUUCAUAAGUACUCUCCUGGUUCUAGUUUUGGAUUUAGCUACAUCUGGGAAAGGAGGAAUUGGAACUUAUGUUGGCAUAUGUGCCCUGAGUGCCGCUUUUGGAGUUUCAGAUGCUCAUGUUCAGGGCGGAAUGAUUGGAGACCUCUCAUUCAUGCAACCUGAGUUUAUUCAAUCUUUCCUGGCUGGUUUGGCUGCAUCAGGGGCUUUAACAUCUGGUUUGAGGUUGAUUACAAAAGCAGCAUUUGAGAAUUCCAAGGAUGGCCUUCGAAAGGGAGCCAUUUUGUUCUUUGCUAUCUCCACAGUCUUUGAGCUGCUCUGUGUUCUUCUCUAUGCAUUUAUCUUUCCAAAGCUACCGAUUGUGAAGUACUACCGCUCAAAGGCAGCCUCGGAGGGAUCCAAAACUGUUUCAGCUGACCUUGCUGCUGGUGGCAUUUACACACAACCCAGAGAAGAAGCUCAGGAAGAUCCUAAACAACCAGAGAGGCUGAGCAACAAAGAGUUGUUAUUUCAAAAUAUUGAUUAUGCAUUAGAUAUGUUUCUGAUAUUUUUGCUGACUUUGUCGAUCUUCCCUGGGUUCUUAUCUGAAGACACCGGAUCACAUGGCUUGGGCACAUGGUAUGCCCUGGUCCUGAUUGCAAUGUACAAUGUAUGGGAUCUUAUCGGGAGAUAUGUUCCACUCCUGAAAUGCACAAAGUUGGAAUCACGAAAAGGACUCAUGAUAGCGAUACUUUCUCGUUUCUUACUCAUUCCAGCCUUCUAUUUCACAGCCAAAUACGGUGACCAGGGCUGGAUGAUAAUGCUGACAUCCCUUUUGGGGUUAAGUAAUGGUUACCUAACUGUCUGUGUUCUUACUUCUGCUCCGAAAGGUUAUAAGGGACCAGAGCAGAAUGCCUUGGGGAAUAUACUAGUGCUAUUUCUUCUAGGAGGUAUAUUUGCAGGCGUAACAAGUGAUUGGCUGUGGCUCAUAGGCAAAGGCAGCGAAUGGUUUGGCAAUGGAUUGGGAGAGAUCGAACCCUAA
Molecule: messenger RNA, 1342 nt
Organism: Ilex paraguariensis (yerba mate)
Lineage: Eukaryota; Viridiplantae; Streptophyta; Magnoliopsida; Aquifoliales; Aquifoliaceae
Source: the annotation of a GenBank genome assembly